AUGGGGGCUGAUGGCACUGACCAAAUGAUCAAAAUGCUUAACAUACAGAACAGUGCUUGGGGAGGCCGACAGGAUUGGUACCAGGAUAACUUAAUGACAGGACAACCCAACCCAGGUAUCUACAGCUGCCAGCAAAUAGACAAUAGCCUAGAAUCUGAACAUCAGCCUGGAACUGCCAGUGACGACCUGGAUGAGUCUCAAAUACGACUGCAACUGAAGCGCAAGCUGCAACGGAACCGCACAUCCUUUACCCAGGAACAAAUUGAGGCUUUGGAAAAAGAAUUCGAGCGGACUCACUAUCCUGAUGUUUUUGCCAGGGAAAGAUUAGCAGCAAAGAUUGAUUUGCCUGAAGCAAGGAUCCAGGUCUGGUUUUCUAACCGUCGAGCCAAAUGGAGGAGAGAGGAAAAGCUACGCAACCAGCGUCGCCAAGCAAGUAACACCUCUAGCCACCUGUCUAUCAGCAGCUCGUUCUCCAGCAGUGUGUACCAGUCCAUCCCACAGCACAGCAGCGCAGGUGCAGUGCUUGGCAGAAGUGAGGCAGCAAUCGCAAACAGUUACGGCUCUCUCCCCCCUCUUCCAAAUUUUACCAUGCCGAACAACCUACCUAUCCAGCCAGUAGCGAGCCAGACGUCAUCUUAUUCAUGUAUGAUACCAUCCAGCCCUACAGUGAGUGUGCGCAGUUAUGAUGCGUACACAUCUCCUCAACUACAGACGCAUAUGAACAACCAGAGCCUCGGAUCCAAUGCUACUGGCUCUACAGGGUUAAUUUCUCCUGGAGUUUCAGUUCCUGUUCAAGUUCCAGGAGGUGACCCAGAUCUCACCCAGUACUGGCCAAGGCUACAAUAA
Bombina bombina (fire-bellied toad) is the source of this 846-nucleotide messenger RNA. Its product is annotated as paired box protein Pax-6-like. Gene Ontology annotation, biological process: regulation of transcription by RNA polymerase II; anatomical structure development. NCBI's taxonomy places the organism in Eukaryota, Metazoa, Chordata, Amphibia, Anura, Bombinatoridae. The record is from RefSeq and is a predicted model, not a curated record. Gene Ontology annotation, molecular function: RNA polymerase II cis-regulatory region sequence-specific DNA binding; DNA-binding transcription factor activity, RNA polymerase II-specific. The transcript has 7 exons. The coding region runs from base 1 to 846 and encodes 281 amino acids.